UUUUUUUUUUUUUUUUUUUUAAUAGUGACCUCCAAUUUCUGCGCUUUGUUUCUGCUUUUGCUUAGUUUUUUAGCUUUCUUGUUGCUUCCUUGUAUAAACAAAAGGGAAAAGUAUUGUGUGUUGUAUAUAGAAGAAAAGGUUGCCGUUCUGUCGAAGCUGCUCUGUUUAUACUUUCUGUUAUCAGGUCUGCAAUUUCGAGUUGUUGUUUUCUCCUUUUUCAAUUAGAUUUCCAUAUUUCUUUCUGCUAAAUUAGGCUGGAUUAUAAAUUCUUUGUGGUUAACUUCUAUGCUAUACCGAAUAUGUUUUCCGGAUUUCAAGUUUGUUCGAUUUUAUUUGGGGUCUGCUAAUUUUGGAGCUGUAAAGCUCUUGAAAUUACAGCUGAAUCGGACUUAAAGGUUUUGGCUCUGUGCGUUGCGGCGAGAAAUCGCUUUGUCAUGGAUGAAGCUUAUGUGUUAGUGUAUAUGUCUGUGUCUGAAUAGUUGAUGGGCUUCGGAUGAAUUGGUGUUAUUCAUUGUACCAAUUGAUCAAUAAUAAUGAAUAUAUAUGUUGCUUAGCAGAAAAGACGUGGAACUUUUGUGAGAUUAGGAUGGAACACAGUGAUGUUGCAUGAUUCAUUGAAUGAAGUGGCCAUAUGUGGGAUACUUUUGUGGGAAAUUCACUUUUGUCCGUGUAGAUGAGUUGUGGAGAUAAAAGAGGGUGCUAGGAGGGUCUUUGAAGCAAUGCAGGUACGAACUGUUGUGACCUGGAAUACUAUGAUCAGUGGGUAUUGCCGAAAUGAUAGUCCUAAAGAGGCCCUAAUGAUUUACAGGAGAAUGGAAGAUGCUGGUGUUCACGCUGAUUGUGCCACUGUGCUUUCUGUGUUGCCUGCGUGUGGGUGUCUGAAGAACUUUGAGAUGGGCAGAGAGGUUCACUCACUGGUCGAACAAGUAGGUUUUCGGGACAAUUUGUCUGUUUGGAAAGCUGUCGUUGAUAUGUACGUCAAGUAUGGAAGAAUGGAUAAAGCAAGGUCGGUUUUUGAGAAGAUGAUCGAUAGAGAUGUGGUUACUUGGACUACAAUGAUCCACGGUUUCAUUUCAAUUGGUACUUAAAAGAUGCACUAUGGUUUUCUCAAAGGAUGCAGCUUGAAGGUGUAAAGCCGAAUGCAGUAACUCUCGCAUCCCUUCUUGCUGCAUGUGCCAGUUUGCCUCAUUUGAGGCUUGGCAAAUGCCGCAUGGCUGGGCUAUCAGGCUG
Messenger RNA from Solanum lycopersicum (tomato), 1230 nucleotides. NCBI's taxonomy places the organism in Eukaryota, Viridiplantae, Streptophyta, Magnoliopsida, Solanales, Solanaceae. The record is from RefSeq and is a predicted model, not a curated record.